CGGCUCCAUUUGGCGCCAAUUCUUAUCUCGACUGGGUGCAUACCCCCGCAUUUGGCUUGAUACCAAGUAAUUGACUUCCUACCACUUGAUAGACAUGAGCUAUCUGUAUGGUGUACGUGUCGGUGCUCCGACUUUGAUACACAGGAUAGUAUAUAGCGUUAUGACUCCCCUGAACGUCCUUACAUCUUGAUUGUUUGAUAUCACAGCGAAUGACCCAGUUUAUCCCUUGACUGGUCAAUAUCUUUGUCCUAAAUCACCGUGUUCGCUUGGUAGCAAGUCUUAAUGGCACAGAAUCAGCCCUGCGACCCACUAUUUCCUGACCCACACGACAAUCUGCCACCUGGGACAUUCCGUCUGAUCCAAGACGAAGAUGAAAGAGCACAUGGCAACCGCCAGGUUAUGCUAAAUCCUGUCCCGUCCAGCGAUCCCAAUGAACCGUUGAAUUGGAGUACAGCGCGGAAAAUAUGCAACUUUACCCUCGUUCUCGCUGUGACGGCACUCAUAUUUACAGCGCUUUCGAUCCAGGCAAUUUUCUGGCAAUUGAUGGUAGUAGAUCUCGAUGUGACAUAUGCCCAGCUGAACCGCGCCAUGUCUGUGAACUUCGUUGGCCUUGCCGUCGGCUGCGUGUUCUUCAUUCCUCUAGCGAAGAAGUUCGGCCGAAGACCCGUGUAUCUCGUUUCGACGGCCCUCAUGUUGGCAACUUCUUUUUGGACGUCGAAGUUGCAUACUCUUGCGGAAUUGUAUGCUACUAACUUGCUACAGGGGCUUGCUGGAGCAACAAAUGAAUCAAUCGUGCAGAUUACGAUUUCCGACCUCUUUUUCGUGCACCAUCGUGGGGGGAUGAAUGGUUUGUAUAUGACUAUGGUCAUGAUAGGUAGCUUUCUCACUCCUAUGGCGGCCGGGACUCAAGCCACAAAUCAAGGCUGGCGAGCAUCAUACCAAGCACUUGGUAUCACUAACGCCGUUCUAUUUGUCUUAUUUGUGCUUUUCUACGAGGAAACAAAGUAUACACCAGUCAUCCCCGGCGUCGACGAAUCUUGCGAACAUACAGUCGACAACAUAAAAGCCGAUCGCAAACGGGAUAUUGAGUGUUCUGCCAGUCGAGCCGAAACGAGUCCAAUACCAGCAGAUCACCACGAGCUAGACUAUAGGAUCCCAAUGAGAACAUGGAGACAGCGAUUUGCCUUGAUAACCUACUCCCCCGAGUCCAUUUGGCCAUAUUUCUACCGUCCCUUCUACGUCGUCGCUGCCUUUCCUGCUGUCCUUUUCUGUGCCUUGCAGUAUGCCUUUGGCGUGGUCUGGUUAACUAUUCUAUCCUCCACCCUCAGCUUGGUAUUCCCUUUGCCACCGUAUCUCUUCACCUCCGAGCAAAUCGGCUUCAUGAGUGUUGGUCCGUUUAUCGGGAACCUCAUCGGGUCUGUCUAUGGUGGCUUCCUCGGCGACUGGUCUAUAUUGUUCUUUUCAAAGCGCAACAAAGGAUACUAUGAACCGGAGAUGCGCUUGUAUAUUCUUCAUUUCCCUGCCUUUGCAAUGGCUGGGGGGUUGAUAAUGUUUGGAGUCACGAUUGCACGGGGAAUGCACUGGAUAUAUCCCAGUAUUGGUGGUGCUCUGUUCGGCUUCGGACUAGGCAGUAUCAGCGAUGCAUCACUGACGUUGGUUAUUGACUCCUACCGUGACAUUACUGGAGACGCCUUCACAGGAGUCGCCUUCAUGCGCAAUGCCAUCAGCAUCGGCAUCCCGUUCGCAAUAAGUCCUUGGCUAGACCGAUCGGGCGCGCAGAACAUGUUUAUUGCAUGUGGAUUUAUUAGUUUGGCCAUCACCUUGACCAUUAUUCCCAUGGUGGUUUGGGGCAAGCGGAUGAGGAGGGCCACCGCGGAGAGGUAUCGGAUUAUGGCUGGGAAAUAGAUUAUUUAUUCGGGUUGCACUAGGUACAUGGCAUGAUGGAUGUAGAAUGAGAACCCAAUGUACCCCACAAAUGGUCAAUGCUGGGUGCUAGUAGUGAAGGAAGCCAAAAGAUAUAGUAGUCAAAUCUACCUGUGCUUUGGAAAUGCCCGAUACCGAGAAAAUCCCGAAGGAUUCAUCUCGAG
Molecule: messenger RNA, 2087 nt
Organism: Aspergillus piperis CBS 112811
Lineage: Eukaryota; Fungi; Ascomycota; Eurotiomycetes; Eurotiales; Aspergillaceae
Product: putative MFS transporter
Exons: 8
Coding region: 283-1905 (540 amino acids)
Biological process (GO): transmembrane transport
Molecular function (GO): transmembrane transporter activity
Source: RefSeq, a predicted model, not a curated record